AUGAAUAGCAACAAACUAAUAAAAACUUAGUAAAAAAAUUAAUCCUAUGGGGAGUAUGGGGAGGAAUCCACUAGACAUCUAAGUGAGAUCUUAGAAAGGAAAUACACCUAAAUUGAAUAACCUCCUUCUUAAACUAUCAACUUUAGAAGCCUUAGAUAAAGGUUUGGAUUAAUUUAAGAUAAAUAUCCUUUACCACUUAAAUUUGAAUAAUUAUUAUAAACCAUGAAAACUAUCGAGAUGACUUAUUGGAACAAAUAAAAACCUAUCACUUAUGAAUUUAAAACUAAUGCUUUCAGGAUCUUAUAAAUUGGAUAAUUAUUUGAACUUGAUAUAGUGCUUUAUUAAAUUAAAAUUGCAGAAAAAUCUGUUUAAAUUAUUCCUAAAGAUGUUCUAAUUAAAAAUUUGCCUUCAUGA
This is a messenger RNA of Paramecium sonneborni, 414 nucleotides long. Lineage: Eukaryota; Ciliophora; Oligohymenophorea; Peniculida; Parameciidae. The record is from the annotation of a GenBank genome assembly.